UUUUGGUUGGGUUGGGUUGAACCCGGAAGUUAAACGGUAUUUAAACUACGCUGUGUUUUUGUUUGUGAUUGUAAGUUUCAGGUAUUCAACCGAUCUGUCCUUUCAAUGCAUUAGUUACCCUUUUUCCCACCAGACAAGUGAAUGCAUGGAGUCUCAAGGAAUCGUUAAAGCUUUCCGUAAAGUGAAGAGGACUGGCAAUGGGUUAGACAGAGAAGGACCACAGAUGAAAAGAAAGCAGGGAGAAACAGGUGACUGGCUCAGUGGAAUACAUGUGUACAUCAUCCAAGCUGGGAUUGGAAAUACCAGAAGUGGAAUCUUUAAAAAACAAAUAGUCCAGAAAGGGGGGCAAGUUAGGGAGAUCUUCUCUCCUGAUGUCACCCAUGUCUUAGUGGAUGAGACCAUGGACUGUGAUCGUGCGUUGCGCAUAUUGAAGAUUGAGAAACUCCCUCCUGUAGUGCAGCUGAUAAAAUCGUCUUGGUUGAGUCUGUGCAUCGCUGAAAAAAAACUUGUGAACACUGCAGGUUACAGCAUUUUCAUCCCAGACAGGUACUUGAAUUCAGACUUGAAAGGAGUGGAUGAUGAAUCUGAGCACAGAGAUGCACCUGAUUUAAGAACAAUGCAAGUGCUGAGUGUGGAGAAAAGGGAUGAUACAGCGACAGGAGAAAAUGCAGUGCUGCUUCAAGAGUCUGUAAAUAAGAGUGUCUUCAAGUCACAGACAUCAGAAGGUGACGGAAGCGAUGGGGAAGAUGGAGGGGUCACACAGGGUGACUUGGAAGCACUACUCACAGGGUGCUAUCCAAAAGCUGGGGACUCCAGUACAACAGCACCACCUGCUGGAGGGAAGUGGGUCUGCGCUCAGUCCUCGGAAGCCAAGAAGGAGAAUCACAACAAGCACAUUACUGACAAGCUGGAGGUUCUGGCGAAAGCUUAUACCCACCAGGGGGACAAGUGGAGGGCACUGGGCUACUCCAAAGCUAUAAACGCCCUCCAGAGCUACCAUAAAACUGUGUCUUCAUAUGAGGAGGCAUGCAAGAUCCAGGGCAUUGGAAAGCGGAUGGCAGAGAAGAUAAAGGAGAUCUUGGAAAGUGGCCACCUUCGCAAGCUGGACCACAUUGGGGAGAGUGUGCCAGUGUUGGAGCUCUUUACCAACAUCUGGGGUGCUGGAGCCAAGACUGCACAGAUGUGGUAUCAGCAGGGGUUUCGUACUCUUGAUGAUAUCCGCACCAAAGCAACCUUGAAUAGCCAGCAGAUGGUAGGACUGAAGCACUACGAAGAUCUUCUGGAUCGAAUGCCGAGAGAGGAGGCUGCAGAGAUUGAGAAAACUGUGCGGGAGAUGGCUUUGUCGUUGAACCCUGGCCUGGUGGCCAUGGCCUGUGGCUCGUAUCGGAGAGGGAAGGCCACGUGUGGAGACGUGGAUGUUCUAAUCACCCACCCAGAUGGAAAAUCUCACAAAGGCAUCUUUAGUAAAGUCGUGCAUGGCCUCCAUCAAAGUGGUUUUCUGACAGAUGAUCUGGUCAGCCACGAGGACAAUGGGAACCAGAAGAAGUAUCUGGGAGUCUGUCGUCUCCCAGGACCUGGCCGCAGGCACCGGAGACUGGAUAUUAUUGUGGUGCCUUACAGUGAGUUUGCAUGUGCCUUGAUGUACUUCACGGGUUCGGCACACUUCAACCGGUCCAUGCGGGCCUUGGCUAAAACCAAGACCAUGAGCCUGUCAGAGCACUCCCUUAACAGGGACGUUCUCCGCAAGGGAAGCCUGAAGGUCACCCCGGGACUCCCCCUGCCUACACCAGCAGAAAAGGAUGUGUUCACUCAUCUCGGACUGCCAUACAGGGAACCUCAGGAGAGAGACUGGUGAUAAUGUAGCUUUUUGGAUUUGGAGGAUAUUCUGGCUCUUUCCAAACCAUUAUAAAAUUAUGAAAAAACACAUGCUAAAAAGAAUUUGCACAAUUCUUUUUCCAAUGUGAGGAGAAAAACAAUAUAUUAUAUUUUUUAAUGUGCAUGUAUAUAUAAACAGUAACAUAUUUAAAUUGUUCUGAUAUAUGAAUGACUGUCCAUACCUUGUUUUAGCUAAGAAUUCAUUGCCCAGAAUUACAAACAGAUGUUAGGCCUCUCUUGCACCCUGGAAUCUGAUCAUGUGCAAAAUGUAUUGAUGAAUGUUUGUUUUACAACAGGGAGUAGUUUAUUAUGUAUUUGAUCACCUGUACUAAUAAUGAAUUUUGAAUGUUGAGGUCUUUUUGUAUAAUCAUGGGGAAAAAAAACACUACUUAAUGCUAAACAUAAAGCCUGACUUUGUGCUCUCUAAUAGGGUUAAUAUUGGAGUCCAACAUUCAGAAACCCAUAAACUGUGGUGCGAUUCAGGCGCCACCUUGUGAUCCAAAGAAUUACAGCAGUUGAAUGAUGAUUGAAUAAAAAAUAAAUACAAAGUAUUGAACAUUGCCUGCACCAUAAUAAAAAGGAUUUGUCUAAUAUUA
Acipenser ruthenus (sterlet) is the source of this 2471-nucleotide messenger RNA. RefSeq names its product DNA polymerase lambda-like. Gene Ontology annotation, molecular function: DNA binding; DNA-directed DNA polymerase activity. Gene Ontology annotation, biological process: double-strand break repair via nonhomologous end joining. Bases 146 to 1855 code for a protein of 569 amino acids. The record is from RefSeq and is a predicted model, not a curated record. Gene Ontology annotation, cellular component: nucleus. The transcript has 9 exons. NCBI's taxonomy places the organism in Eukaryota, Metazoa, Chordata, Actinopteri, Acipenseriformes, Acipenseridae.